Messenger RNA from Dipodomys ordii (Ord's kangaroo rat), 4034 nucleotides. RefSeq names its product mitogen-activated protein kinase 14 (gene Mapk14). The coding region runs from base 61 to 1143 and encodes 360 amino acids. The record is from RefSeq and is a predicted model, not a curated record. The transcript is spliced from 12 exons. Gene Ontology annotation, molecular function: ATP binding; MAP kinase activity. Gene Ontology annotation, biological process: p38MAPK cascade; protein phosphorylation. NCBI's taxonomy places the organism in Eukaryota, Metazoa, Chordata, Mammalia, Rodentia, Heteromyidae. Gene Ontology annotation, cellular component: cytoplasm; nucleus.
GCCACCGGAGCCGGGCCGUGGGUCCGGGUGCAGGCCGGGGCCCCGUGGGCCCCCUGGAAGAUGUCUCAGGAGAGGCCCACGUUCUAUCGGCAGGAGCUGAACAAGACCAUCUGGGAGGUGCCGGAGCGGUACCAGAACCUGUCCCCGGUGGGCUCCGGCGCCUACGGCUCUGUGUGUGCUGCUUUUGACACAAAAACUGGGUUGCGUGUGGCUGUGAAGAAGCUGUCCAGGCCGUUUCAGUCCAUCAUCCAUGCCAAAAGGACAUAUAGAGAGCUGCGCUUACUCAAGCACAUGAAGCAUGAGAAUGUGAUUGGUCUUUUGGAUGUCUUCACACCUGCAAGGUCUCUGGAGGAAUUCAACGAUGUGUAUCUGGUGACCCACCUCAUGGGGGCUGAUCUGAACAAUAUUGUAAAAUGUCAGAAACUCACGGAUGACCAUGUUCAGUUCCUCAUCUACCAGAUUCUCCGAGGUCUAAAGUAUAUACAUUCAGCUGACAUAAUUCACAGGGACCUAAAACCCAGUAAUCUUGCUGUGAAUGAGGACUGUGAGCUAAAGAUUCUUGAUUUUGGACUGGCUCGACAUACUGAUGAUGAAAUGACAGGUUACGUGGCCACCAGGUGGUACAGGGCUCCCGAGAUCAUGCUGAACUGGAUGCAUUACAACCAGACAGUGGAUAUUUGGUCAGUGGGAUGCAUAAUGGCCGAGCUGUUGACUGGAAGAACAUUGUUUCCUGGUACAGACCAUAUUAACCAGCUUCAGCAGAUUAUGCGUCUGACGGGGACGCCCCCUGCUUACCUCAUUAACAGGAUGCCAAGCCAUGAGGCAAGAAACUAUAUUCAGUCUUUGACCCAGAUGCCUAAGAUGAACUUUGCAAAUGUAUUUAUUGGUGCCAACCCCCUGGCUGUCGAUUUGCUGGAGAAGAUGCUCGUGUUGGACUCGGAUAAGCGGAUUACAGCAGCCCAAGCCCUGGCACAUGCCUACUUUGCGCAGUACCAUGAUCCAGAUGAUGAGCCGGUAGCCGAUCCCUACGACCAGUCAUUUGAAAGCAGGGACCUCCUUAUAGAUGAAUGGAAAAGCCUGACGUAUGAUGAAGUUGUCAGCUUUGUGCCACCACCCCUUGACCAAGAAGAGAUGGAGUCCUGAGGACCUGGUUUCUGUUCUGUUGCUCCCACUUCACUGUGAGGGGAAGGCCUUUUCAUGGGAACUCUCCAAAUAUUAUUCAAGUGCCUCUUGUUGAAAGAUUUCCUCCAACGUGGAUGGGGUGCGUGUGUGCAUGGUGUGUGUGUGUGUGUGUGUGAGUGUGGAUGGGGGUGUAUGCAUUUGUCUUUGUGGAAGGUGAAGAGCAUAAUGUGAGCUAACUCUGAUCACAGUGACAUUAUGUGAAGUUGUGAUGUCUGUGUCUGUCCUGCCUGCUCUUUUCCCCAUCUGAGUACUAACCAGGCUCAGUCCUGCUUGGCUUCCCAGCUCAGAUGAGAUCGGAUGCAUUCAAGUGGUAUGGCCAUAGACUCUGCCUACUCUUUCUGAAAGCUGGCUGAGGCAGACAAGAGCCACUAUCUUGUUAGGAUAUGGAAAAUACAAGGUGAAAAAUACUACAUGUCCCUGGACCUAGUCACGCUUUUGCCUCUUUGGCUUCUCCUGUGGCCCCACCAUGGUCAAGUUCACCCUGUGAACUUGACCACAUGCCACAGCAGCACAUGGAGGAGGAACUCACCUCACUGCUUCAGGUCCAAGGCCUGCCCUCAGUGAUGCCGCAGCCGGAAAGGACCAUCUGCCUUCUGUGUGCCAGCCUGUGAUUAACUUGCUUAGUAGGAGUCUCAGAACUUGACACAUUGUGUUUGAAACUAUAAAUAUGUUUGUGCCUUAAAAAGGAGAGAAGGAUGUGUAGAUAAUUGAAAGACUUCAGCUGCUGAAGUUCUGAACCAAGCAAGUAAGACAAGAGCUGUGGGGUGGCCACUAUGAGCCAGAAGAAACCAAGUGUGCAUGUGUGCGCAUGCGUAUAUGUGCAUUUCCUCUCCCUCCAAGCCAGAGGGUGUUGCUUGCUUGUCACCUGCAAGACAGCUCCCCUGAGAAUUGACCCCAGUAGUCAGGCACAGGUUUCUGCUGCUGUCUGUGUGCUUCCUGUAUGCUCCUUCUUCCUAGCCAAGUGAGGAUAUGUUUGCACACCUUUGAGCAUGUGCCGCUGCUCGUGCUGUUCUCCUCUGAAGGCCCUGGGCCAGGCGAGUCUGCCUGUGAAGACCUCCUGGGUGGUUCUGAUCUUGUAUCUCCCCAGCUGAUGCUGUGGGCAAGUGACUUCAUCCUCUGCAGCCCCCAGCGCUUUUCGGCGUUGAAUACAGUUGCUACUCCAGGUGCUCUUGCUGGGAAAACCCGGAAAAGAUGGAACAGGUGGAUGGAUAGCAUUUUUAUUCUUGCCAUCUGAUUUUCAACGAAUUGUUUUCAAAGAGCUAUGUUGGGAAAGCCCUGUCUUUCCCCAGGAACAUCCCAUACUUUGGAAAACAAAUCGUUCCCUUCUCUGCCAAUUAUCAAUGCUAAGAACUAUUUAAAAUCAAAGUGAAAAAUACAGAGCUCACGAGCCCAGAAACUCCUUUUGCUAUCUUUCUCUAAAUAUGAUUAUUUAAAAAAAAAAAAAAAGAAGAAAGGAAGGAAGGAAAACUGGUCAACAAGGUGUCUUUUCUACCCCUCCAUGAAAAAAGGUCUUCUUGGCAGCUUAACGUUGAUUGAUUUUAUGGUCUUGGUUUAGGGAGUAAUACAAUUUGUUUUAGAAUUUUGUACAUUGCAGGAAUCCUUUGAGAAUGUGAUUCCUUUUGAUGGGGAGAAAGGGCAGAUUAUUUUAAUAUUUUAUAUUUUCGCCUUUAUAGAUGAAAUAUCCUCAGGGGUAGAGAAGUGUUGCUGUUGUAAUUUUCUGAAUUUCAAGCAUUCUGUGCUGUAUGAGGACCCAUCUUAUUUAAGCCUCUUGUGUACUAAGGAAGUGUAAAGCCAAUUUCAGUAUUGGCAAAUCUUGUAUUAAGCCAAGCUUGUCUCCAGACUCGAUUUUAGUGAGGUGAUGUGCAGCCUCCAGAAGGCAAGGUGGGGCCCCGGAAUCCACUGGAGACAGAAGGAAGGCAGCAGGCCCCAGUGGAGUCUCGGGUUAUUUGCCUCACCUGGGAUUCUGUGUGCUUACAGGAAAGUGAGCAGAAGAGCCUCACUCACAUUUGAAAUCCUCACCAUCAAUAGCAAGAUGAAUUUCAUCAGGAUGUUUGGUUGUAAAUGCUAGUGUGAUUUCAUACAGAAAUACUGCUCUGAAUAUUGUGUGUAUAUACAUAUAUAUAUACAUCUGUGUGUAUAUGUGUAUGUACAUAUAUGUAUACAUAUAUAAGGUCUUUGCACAUGUGACCACAUAUGUGUUAGGAGGCUUUGUGCUUGGAGAACCUGAACUUGAAGCUGGGAAAGUUCUGUGGAUUUUGAGCAUAAUCCUCCCAGUUUCUCUCAACAGAAUUCUGACAAGGGAGAAGAGGAAACUGGUAUUUUAUUUGUAUUCAUGAACUUGGCUGUAAUCAGGUAUGCCAUAUAGGAUAUCAGACAAUACCACUGGUUAAAAAUAAAGCCUAUUUUUCAAAUUCAGUGAAUUUCUCAAAUUUAUUAUGUGUUUCUCUUGAUUGUUUUGAUUUAAUGCACAACAUGGCAUUGUAUCAAUAUUCUUUCAACUGUGGCCUGGCAUGAGAUUCUUACAGAUCUUAACUCUGAACAUUUAGAAAACAUUUACUCAUGUAUUUAUAAUGAAGAGAAUCUGGGUCUGAAAAGUGAAAAAAAUAAACAAGGUGUUAGAAGCAGGGUUUGUAUUACUGCAGUGUAUCCAUGUGACCCGGUGGGGCUCAACUGCCCCUGCUGGCCAAACCCCUCCCCCCACUGCUUAGUUUUGUGCAGAACCUGCUAAGAAUGGUUUUCCAUUUUUUCAAAGGUUGAGAAUUAUCAACAGAAGAAAAUAUUUUUGUAGCAUGUGAAAAAUCAUGUCAAAUUCAAAUCUUGAUGUCCACCAAUAAAGUUUUAUUGGACUAUAA